Daucus carota subsp. sativus is the source of this 2374-nucleotide messenger RNA. RefSeq names its product probable auxin efflux carrier component 1c. The record is from RefSeq and is a predicted model, not a curated record. NCBI's taxonomy places the organism in Eukaryota, Viridiplantae, Streptophyta, Magnoliopsida, Apiales, Apiaceae. Bases 288 to 2102 code for a protein of 604 amino acids. The transcript has 6 exons. Gene Ontology annotation, cellular component: membrane. Gene Ontology annotation, biological process: transmembrane transport.
GGCAUAAACCAAACCCCAAAAUUAAUUUAAUAAUUAAAACAUACUUCAAAAAUAUUUACUAUUAAAAAAUGUGUAUACUAGUACAUAAAUUGAACACUUUUUAACAGCCUUUUCUACUUUGUGUUCUGGAGACUCUGAAAACUACAAACACACUUUGCUCAUCAGUAAUCUCACUUGCUCUUCAACUUCAUAACAUUUCUCUCUUUUCCACAAGACCCUCUUCAAGAAAUCUACUCUUGUUGAUAUAUUUGCCAAAAAGAUCACUUCUUGCUUGUUAUUGAGCAAACAUGAUCAAUCUUUCAGAUUUUUACCAUGUGAUGACUGCAGUUGUUCCACUCUAUGUAGCCAUGAUUUUAGCUUAUGGCUCUGUGAAAUGGUGGAAGAUAUUCUCUCCUGACCAAUGUUCAGGGAUCAACCGUUUUGUUGCUCUGUUUGCAGUCCCUCUUCUUUCAUUUCACUUCAUUUCUUCCAACAAUCCUUACACUAUGAACUUCAGGUUCAUUGCUGCUGAUACACUUCAAAAGAUCAUUAUGCUUGUUGUGUUAGCUAUAUGGUGUAGAGUGAGCAGAAGGGGGUGUUUGGAAUGGACUAUUACACUUUUUUCACUGUCCACUCUGCCAAACACUCUUGUCAUGGGCAUUCCUCUGCUUAAAGGAAUGUAUGGGGAGUUCUCAGGGAGCUUGAUGGUGCAGAUUGUUGUGCUUCAGUGUAUUAUUUGGUAUACUUUGAUGCUUUUCUUGUUUGAGUUUAGAGGGGCUAGGAUGCUGAUUUCUGAACAGUUUCCUGACACUGCUGGCUCUAUUGUUUCCAUUCAUGUGGAUUCUGAUGUCAUGUCAUUGGAUGGAAGACAUGUUUUGGAGACUGAGGCUGAGAUUAAGGAGGAUGGGAAGCUUCAUGUUACUGUUAGGAAGUCUAAUGCUUCCAGGUCUGAUAUUUAUUCGAGAAGGUCCCAGGGGUUGUCGACGACCCCUAGACCUUCUAAUUUGACUAAUGCGGAGAUUUAUUCUUUGCAGUCCUCAAGAAACCCGACCCCGCGAGGGUCGAGUUUCAAUCACACUGAUUUUUACUCUAUGGUUGCUGGGGGUGGGAGGAACUCGAACUUUGGUGCUUCUGAUGUUUACGGGCUUAAUGCCUCGAGGGGGCCUACUCCUCGGACAUCUAAUUUUGAAGAUGAUGGUGGAAACGGGAACAAGUCCAGGUUCCACCAUCACGGGCAGCCGGGUAACAUGCAUAAUUACCCGGCUCCCAAUCCGGGAAUGUUUUCUCCCAAGACAAAUGGAACAUCAGCAGCAUCCAAGAAGCCUAAUGGACAAGGUCAUAACAAGGCAGAGGAAGGCACUAAAGAUCUUCACAUGUUUGUGUGGAGUUCUAGUGCAUCUCCUGUGUCAGAUGUUUUUGGAGGCCAUGAAUAUGGAGCUUUAGACCAACCUGCACCUAAAGAUGUAAGAGUAGCUGUUUCUCCAGCAAAAGUUGAGGGUCAUAGAGCUGAUAAUCAAGAAGAAUACAUGGUGGAGAGAGAUGAAUUCAGCUUUGGGGACAGAGAAAUGCACAAGCAUGAAGGUGGUGAGAAAGGUGGAGAUAACAAAGCUAAAGUCAUGCCUCCAACAAGUGUGAUGACCAGGCUCAUUUUGAUCAUGGUCUGGAGAAAGCUCAUCAGGAACCCCAACACUUACUCUAGCUUGAUUGGGCUCAUCUGGUCUCUAGUUUCAUUCAGGUGGCAUGUUGAAAUGCCUGCCAUAAUUGCAAAGUCUAUAUCCAUACUGUCUGAUGCAGGCCUUGGCAUGGCCAUGUUCAGUCUAGGUCUGUUUAUGGCAUUGCAACCAAGGAUCAUAGCAUGUGGGAAUUCUAUAGCAACUUUUGCCAUGGCUGUCAGAUUCCUCACAGGCCCAGCUGUCAUGGCAGCUGCUUCCAUUGCUGUUGGUCUCCGUGGCACUCUUUUACAUGUUGCCAUUGUCCAGGCAGCUCUACCACAGGGAAUUGUCCCCUUUGUCUUUGCUAAGGAAUACAAUGUACAUCCUGACAUUCUCAGCACCGCUGUUAUAUUCGGAAUGUUAAUUGCUCUGCCCAUCACACUGGCUUACUAUGUUUUGUUGGGACUAUGAAGUAGAGAUUAUCAUUAUCAUCCUAAUCAGCUAACUUGAUAAAGCAAAAAAAAGAAAAAGGAAUUAUUGAAGGUGUAGAGCAAAGGAGUAAAGAGAAAAGGCUAUGAAAUGGAGCACAAGUGUGAAAUGAAAAAUCUCUCUUGCUUAGUUAAAUUGUAAAAUCAUGUUUUAGUUAAUUCGUUAGGGGGUUUUAUUCUAAUGAUAUUUUUGGUUUUGUAAUAAUUAUUCUUAGAACUUGUGCUUACAUGAAAGUAACAUAAGUGUUGAUGUGA